AUGGAGCAGGACAGGGAACAGCACGAGAUAAAGAUGGGAUGUUGCUUCCCUGUGCCUCAGGGGAGAAGCGUAAGUAUUGCGGAGAAGACUAAUUACCUACUAUUUAUGAUUAAUGCCUUUCAGAGCUUGGAAGAUGAGAUAGUGAGUAAAAAAAUUUUGAAACUUGCAAGUCUGCAGUGCUGGCAUAGUCUAUCAUAUGGUCGUUUUCAGAUGGAGCUUUGUCUUAAUCCAGAUCUGAUUAAGAAAUGGAAAAGGAGAACAAAAAGAGCAAAAAGAGAGGAACCUUUGGAUCCCUCCACCGCCCUGGAAGUGAACUUCUUGCGAAAUCUGAUUGAAGAGUUUCUGGAGGUACUUGAUUCCGAGGUUUUCCGUCAAAAACAGCAUCAGAAUGAUGAUGAACUUGUUUAUGAAAAUAAUUCUGAACUACUCGAUGAUGCCUCUGUCCUGUAUUGCGAGAGGUUUAUGGAAUUUCUAAUUGAUCUCCUGAGUCAGCUACCAACAAGGAGGUAUCAUUGUACCCUGCUUUGUUUUCCCAUUUAG
Ilex paraguariensis (yerba mate) is the source of this 540-nucleotide messenger RNA. The record is from the annotation of a GenBank genome assembly. NCBI's taxonomy places the organism in Eukaryota, Viridiplantae, Streptophyta, Magnoliopsida, Aquifoliales, Aquifoliaceae.